GCCCCUCUUCCGCCUCGCGGCCCAGCGGCCCCUCCGCUCGCUCCGCGCAGCCCACGCGCCUGCCCCCCGGGACAAUCCUCGCCUUGUCUGGGACUCCGACAUCUAGAGUUUUCUGUAGCCUCCGGCUACGCCUUUUUUCCAGGGCGGAGCCCCAGCCCAGCUCCUCCUCGCGGUGGGCCGCACAGAAGCCCGGUCGCCUUCCAGAGCCCCCGGCUCGGUAGUUGGGAUCCUGGCGCGUAGUCGGCGCCCGGUGCGAGCCUGUGUGCGGUCUUGGCCAGCUCCCCUCGAUGGCCUCCUGGGGCCCGGGACUUCAGCUUCUGCUGCUACUGCUGCCGCUGCCGCCGCUGCCUCCUUUGGCCUCGGCCUCCGACCGUCCCCGGGGCGGUAACCCUGUCAACCCAGAGAAGUUGCUGGUGAUCACCGUGGCCACAGCCGAGACAGAGGGAUACUGGCGUUUCCUGCGAUCCGCGGAGUUCUUUAACUACACAGUGCGGACCCUGGGCCUAGGAGAGGAGUGGCGAGGGGGUGAUGUGGCCCGAACAGUUGGUGGAGGACAGAAGGUCAGGUGGCUGAAGAAGGAAAUGGAGAAAUAUGCAGACCAGAAGGAUAUGGUCAUCAUGUUUGUGGACAGCUAUGAUGUGAUUUUGGCUGGCAGCCCCUCAGAACUGCUGAAGAAGUUCGUCCAGAGUGGCAGCCGCCUGCUGUUCUCUGCGGAGAGCUUCUGCUGGCCUGAGUGGGGGCUGGCAGAACAGUACCCUGAGGUGGGCACGGGGAAGCGCUUCCUCAACUCUGGUGGAUUCAUUGGCUUUGCUCCCACCAUCCACCAAAUUGUCCGCCAGUGGAAGUACAAGGAUGAUGAUGAUGAUCAGCUGUUCUACACUCGACUCUACCUGGACCCAGGACUGAGGGAGAAACUCAGCCUUAAUCUGGAUCAUAAAUCCCGGAUCUUUCAGAACCUCAAUGGGGCUUUAGAUGAGGUGGUUUUAAAGUUUGAUCAGAAUCGUGUGCGUAUACGGAAUGUGGCCUAUGACACGCUUCCUGUUGUGGUGCAUGGGAACGGUCCCACUAAGCUCCAGCUGAAUUACCUGGGAAACUAUGUCCCCAAUGGCUGGACUCCUGGAGGAGGCUGUGGGUUCUGUGACCGGGACCGGAGGACACUCCCGGGGGGGCAGCCACCCCCCCGGGUGCUUCUGGCUGUGUUUGUGGAACAACCAACCCCGUUCCUGCCCCGCUUCCUGCAGCGGCUGAUGCUCUUGGACUAUCCCCCCGACAGGAUCACCCUCUUCCUGCAUAACAACGAGGUAUACCAUGAGCCCCACAUUGCAGACUCCUGGCCCCAGCUCCAGGACCACUUCUCAGCUGUGAAGCUUGUGGGGCCAGAGGAGGCCCUGACCCCAGGCGAGGCCAGGGACAUGGCCAUGGACAGGUGUCGGCAGGACCCUGAGUGUGAAUUCUACUUCAGUCUGGACGCUGAUGCCGUCAUCACAAACCAGCAGGCCCUGCGCAUCCUCAUUGAAGAGAACAGGAAGGUCAUAGCACCCAUGCUGUCCCGCCACGGGAAGCUGUGGUCCAACUUCUGGGGAGCACUGAGCCCUGACGAAUACUAUGCACGCUCCGAGGACUACGUGGAGUUGGUGCAGCGGAAGCGAGUGGGCGUGUGGAAUGUGCCCUACAUUUCUCAGGCAUAUGUGAUCCGGGGGGAGACCCUAAGGGCAGAGCUGCCCCAGAGAGAGGUGUUCUCCGGCAGCGACACUGACCCAGACAUGGCCUUCUGUAAGAGCCUGCGGGAGAAGGGUAUCUUCCUCCAUCUCAGCAAUCAAUAUGAAUUUGGCCGCCUCCUGGCUACUUCCCGGUAUGACACAGACCACCUGCACCCUGACCUCUGGCAGAUCUUUGACAACCCCUUGGACUGGAAGGAGCAGUAUAUUCACGAGAACUACAGCCGGGCCCUGGAAGGGGAGGGACUCGUAGAACAGCCAUGCCCAGAUGUGUACUGGUUCCCUCUGCUGUCAGACCAAAUGUGUGAUGAGCUGGUGGAGGAAAUGGAGCACUAUGGUCAGUGGUCAGGAGGCCGGCAUGAGGACUCAAGACUGGCUGGGGGCUACGAGAACGUGCCCACCGUGGACAUCCACAUGAAGCAGGUGGGCUAUGAGGACCAGUGGUUGCAGCUGCUGAGGACAUACGUGGGGCCCAUGACCGAGAGCCUGUUCCCAGGCUACCAUACCAAGACCCGGGCAGUGAUGAACUUUGUAGUCCGCUACCGCCCAGAUGAACAGCCCUCUCUGCGGCCACAUCACGAUUCAUCCACCUUCACUCUCAAUGUUGCUCUUAACCAUAAGGACCUAGAUUAUGAGGGAGGUGGCUGCCGCUUCUUGCGCUAUGACUGUGUGAUCUCAGCCCCACGGAAGGGCUGGGGGCUCCUACACCCUGGCCGUCUCACCCACUACCAUGAAGGGCUGCCUACCACGAGGGGCACUCGCUACAUCAUGGUGUCCUUUGUCGACCCCUGACACUCAACCACUCCGCCAAACCUCUCCUGCCAUCGUGCCUUCUUGUGCCCCAAUCCUUGGAGGAAGGGGUCUGUCUAGCUCCUCGCUUACUGAGUGUAUGUUUGGUGUGUCUGGGACUGGAUGUCUCACCUCCGCCCCACCCAACACAGAGCCCUCUCAAGAAGCUCCUGGAGCCCCCUCGUUCCUCCCCUCAGCCCCCAAGGUUCAUGGGGAGAGAGCUUCUGGGGGUUCCCCAUGUGAUAAAUUAUUUUUUCUUAGCCUCACUCCCAAUAAAGGAGAAUUUGUAAUUCU
Molossus molossus (Pallas's mastiff bat) is the source of this 2801-nucleotide messenger RNA. RefSeq names its product procollagen-lysine,2-oxoglutarate 5-dioxygenase 3 (gene PLOD3). Gene Ontology annotation, molecular function: procollagen glucosyltransferase activity; L-ascorbic acid binding; iron ion binding. NCBI's taxonomy places the organism in Eukaryota, Metazoa, Chordata, Mammalia, Chiroptera, Molossidae. Gene Ontology annotation, cellular component: endoplasmic reticulum. Gene Ontology annotation, biological process: peptidyl-lysine hydroxylation. The transcript has 19 exons. Bases 288 to 2510 code for a protein of 740 amino acids. The record is from RefSeq and is a predicted model, not a curated record.